UGCCCGGAGGCUGAUAUCCCGACUUUCCCACAAAUCACAGAAACUUGGAAGGAACUGCCCCUCGUAGACUUAACGGUAAACCAAAGAAAACUUGCGUUCAUCGUCGACUCCGGGGCGACCACGUCCGUUAUGGCACCAAGUAAUUAUUCUGGCCCAAGGGAAAGGUCAACGCCUUCUAUGGGAAUAAACGGGGUAUCAACUCCCACUUUCAAGACUAAUCGCUUGAAGGUUACCGAUGGUACAGGCAGAUUCAUCUGCUCCCAUGCCUUUAGUAUAAUACCCGGGUGCCCAGUAAACCUGCUUGGUAGAGAUCUCUUUGAAAAACUAAGUUUGAGUAUCACAGUGGAUAAGAGGGGGGGAGGACUGAUUGUAGAUUCGCCCUGUUUUUCAGUGGAACCAAAUCUGGAGGUUACUCAGAAAAGCGAAGAUUUUAUUUGUGUAAGUCUACCACUAGACCUACCGAACGAAAUCUGGGCAGAAGGGAAUCAUGACACAGGUUUAAUAGACUGUACCCCGUAUAAAGCCACCCUUAAACCCCAAGCUAUGCCAGUUUACCAAAAACAGUACCCUUUGUCACCAGAGAAAAUAGAAGGAAUCACUCCCCAGGUAGAAGAAUACCUGGAGAAAGGUAUACUGGAGUAUUGUAUCUCAUCUUACAACACACCAGUAAACCCAGUAAAAAAGCCCGAUGGCCAGUACCGUUUUGUUCAAGACCUAAGGGCUAUUAACAACUUAGUUAUUCCCAUCGCGCCAAUAGUCCCAGACAUUAGCGCGCUUCUGGCAACCAUCCCACAUGAAGCCUCCCAUUUUUCGGUUAUCGAUCUGAAGAAUGCCUUCUUCAGUAUACCUGUUGACAAAGAGACAAGGCCCAUUUUUUCUUUUAGCCUUGAUGGAAAGCGCCAAAUGACUUGGUCAAGAUUACCGCAAGGAUAUGUGGACUCCCCCGUGGUUUUUAGCAUUGUACUACAGUCCACACUAAGGCCAUGGAACCCCCCCCAAGGUUCGGUAGUGCUGCAAUAUGUCGAUGACCUGAUGGUCUGCAGCCAAUCAGUGGAAGCCAGCCAGGAAGAUAGCAAGUCAUUGUUAUUGUGGUUGUUAGAAUGUGGAUACAAAGUGUCGAAACAGAAGUUACAGUGGUGUUUAGAAAAGGUGGAAUACUUAGGCUUUGUCUUCUCAAAGGGAGUAAGAAGCUUGAGCAAAUCGCGGGUCGAUGCCAUCGUGGGCCUGGUCACCCCACACACCAAGAAAGACAUGUUAUCUUUCCUUGGGAUGAUAAGCUAUUGCAGGCAAUGGAUACGCGAUUGCUCCUUCUAUGAUAAUAUCUUAAGACAAGCCACGCUAAAAGAUUCCCCCGAUAAUGUUAAAUGGUCAGAAGAAAUGUGUGAAGCGUUUAAGGCAUUGAAAUGUUCAAUGAUGACAAGUCCUGGUCUUGGCCUCCCUGAUUAUAGUCAAAUGUUCCAUUUGUAUGCUAGGGAUAAUUGUAAAACCAUGGCGGGCGUUCUCGGCCAAGAACACGGUGGGAAGAUGCGACCAGUCGCAUUUUUUUCUAAGGUCAUGCCUCUACAAGUCCAGGGUUUUCCUUCGUGCCUCCGAGCACUGGCUACUUGCGCUAUGGUUGUCGAAAUGGCUACUGUUUUCACACUGGGUCACCCUACCACCCUACACACAACACAUGAUGUGUUAUCUAUUCUGAAAGGGAUACACACACAACAUAUGUCUGCCCAGAGACAGAGUGGAUAUGAGAUUAUAUUGCUGAGCAACCCCCAACUAAAAGUCCAGUACAAUUCCACCACGGCAGGACCAGCAAUGAUCUUAAAUGGAUUGCUGGGACUGAAGUCCCAUGAUGACACUAUAGCGGAAGAACACAGUUGUUUAGAAUCUAUAGAAGUCAUGACAUCUCCCAGAUUAGACAUGCAAAAGGCCCCUCUGGAAAGAGGGGAUGUAAUCUUUGUAGAUGGUUCUUGCUCCCGCCCAAAUGACAACACUUAUCAUGCGGGUUAUGCAGUAGUAAAAUUACCUAAUGUUGUCAUCGAGGCGGAACCAAUCAACCACCAGUCAGCACAAGCAGCCGAGUUAAUAGCCUUAACAAGAGCUUGCACUCUAUAUGCCAACCAACCUGUGACUAUAUAUACUGAUUCCAGGUACGCUCAUGGUGUUGUCUUUGACCAUGGAGUAUUAUGGUCCAUCAGAGGAUAUAUAGGAGCCGACGGUAAGCGCAUUUCACAUGCCCAAUUGAUAAAACAAUUGCUAGAUGCCAUAAAACUCCCAUCAGAAUUAGCCAUCAUCCAUUGUAGAGCACACACUCAAGGCUCAGAUGACAUAUCAAAAGGAAACGCCCUUGCUGAUAUCACAGCCAAGUCAGCGGCUAAGACAGUUAUUUCAACUUUCCUGACCAUGCCAACCUUGGUACCUCUCCUCCCAGAUGAAACACAGCUGCUAACUGAUUUGCAAGCUUCCGCUACCCCAGAGGAACUUGCUGAUUGGUGUUUUCCGGUGUUACAAAAGAGUCCUAAAACUGGACUCAUUUGCAAAGAGGGGAGACCAUGCAUCCCACAACAUAGUGCCCCAAUCUACAUAGCACAUGUUCACGGAAUAGGACACAUAGGUUGGAAAGCCACUUUACAACAACUUAAAACAAUGUUUUACAUUACCAAAGUUGAACCUAUGGUAAAAAGUUUUGUUCAGAGAUGCAUAACCUGCAUUAGGAACAACCCCAACAACCCACACAAGGUCAAACACGAGCACCUACCCUAUCCAACAACGCCAUUUACACAUCUACAAAUUGACUUUACACAUCUCCCAGUAAAGGGGGGCACACAGCCAGUUUGUGUAAUAAUAGAUGUUUUCAGUAGAUGGCCAGAGGCAUUCCCUACAAGAAGAGAAGAUGCUAAAACAGUGGUGGGAAUCCUGACAAGAGAGAUAGUCCCCAGAUGGGGAAUACCUAUACAAAUAAACUCAGACCAAGGCCCCGCCUUCACAUCUAAAAUUUGUAGAGAACUGGCCAAGACAUUACAGGUGGAAUGGAAAUUCCACAUUCCCUACCACCCCCAAAGCUCUGGGAUUGUGGAACGGAUGAAUAGGACGAUUAAAGACAAGGUGAGGAAAGCAACAGGUGGAACCUUUUCCAAUUGGAAAAGGUACCUCCCAGCCAUCAUGGCUGAAAUAAGAAUGACCCCUAAUAAAGCCCUAGGGUAUUCCCCCUUCGAAAUUUUGUUUGGUAGACCUUUCCCCACUCCAUGGUCUAGGAAAACUUUUAUGACCAUGGAUAACCUUGAUAACCUGAGAGAUGAAUAUGUAAGGAAGCUGAUCGAAACCUUGGUCCGCACCGAGGAAGAUGUUACUCGCAAAUGUCCUUUUUCUUCACAGGAAAACACACACCCCUUCAGAGAGGGGGACGAAGUAGUGGUCAAGUUACAUCCAAAAGGGAAAAGACCGCAAGACUUCACCUACGGACCUCCCACCAUCAUUGUUGCAGUGACCAGAACAGCAGUCCUGACAGAGAACAGCCCCACCUGGAUCCACGCAACCCGAGUAAAGCUGGUAAAGAAAGGUCCAACCGCAGAAGCAAGUCCAGAAGCAAGUCCAGAAGCAAGUCCGGAUUUAGAGACAAGAGAGGUACUAACGGAGGCAAGUUGCCUUGGCCUUGAAGAGGAAGAUCCGGAAGCAAGAGAGGCACUAACGAGGGCAAGCUGACUUGCCCUGGCCUUGAACAGGAUAAUCAAGAAAAGGGGGUUCCGGAGGCAGACAGCCUUGGCCCUGUAGAAAAAUGACAAUCUUAAUUUCACCGGACUCUGGAAAACUUUGGUUACUCAUAGGACUUACCUCAUUAUCAGUUUUCACCAUAGUAUGGGUUACCACCAACUGUAUUUAUAGCCCAGAAGAUUUAGGGGGAUUGCGAGGUAUUUGUGGUAAAAAUUACAGCGAAGAAAUGCAAAUGCCCCGAGGUAAGAGGAGUAUCCCUUCCAGUAACCUUAGUUCCCAACAAAUAACCAUCGCACAAGUUAGAGAUCAGAUCACCACCAAUGUUAUACAUACCAGGCACAAGAGAGGUACACGACUAUAUAACAAAG
Messenger RNA from Rana temporaria (common frog), 4070 nucleotides. Its product is annotated as protein NYNRIN-like. Gene Ontology annotation, biological process: proteolysis; DNA integration. The record is from RefSeq and is a predicted model, not a curated record. Bases 130 to 3693 code for a protein of 1187 amino acids. NCBI's taxonomy places the organism in Eukaryota, Metazoa, Chordata, Amphibia, Anura, Ranidae. The transcript has 2 exons. Gene Ontology annotation, molecular function: aspartic-type endopeptidase activity; nucleic acid binding; RNA-DNA hybrid ribonuclease activity.